AUGGGGUAUAGAGGGCGGGCGGGCGGCGGUGUGCGUGCUCUUAGCCUGGGAGGGCAAGAGGUUGCAGAUCCUAGAGUCUUUAGUGUGAGAGGCGCGGGAGGGGAGGGUGUAUCAACCCCUACUAUGGAUAGUAGUGGAAGAGUGUUGGUGCAGCCGUUGGGGAUGAGGGCUGCUGUUGCUCCUCAGUACUCCCCAGUUCAGUCACGAGGCUCGGCAGCAGGUGCAGCCUCGAGGGCAGGUCCGGGAACAGGCUCGGCAGCAGGUUCGGGGUUGAAGGGGGGAGGGGGAGGGGGAGUCGGGCGCCCUGCGCGGACCGUGUCCGCCAUUCCGCGGAUGGAGGGGCUUGGGGGAAGCGUCCCUGGGGGGAACACCUCUGGCGCGGGGGCAUUGAAGUCCCCCACCCGUGCGGGGUUUCCCCAGCUGGCGCAGGUUGGGGAAGAGGGGGAACGGGGCGAGGGGGAGGCGGAUAAUCUGCCCAUGCUGCCACCGCCGGGGCUGCCUCAAGUCGUGCAGUGCCAGCACUGCGGGCAGCUUCUGGAGAUCCCGGCCGUGCUGCCGCCCACCAAGAAGGGCGUGCACAAGCUGCGCUGUGGGAAGUGCAUUGGUCUCUCGCGCUUCCGAGCCUUCAUCCCACACAUGCCCCACUUGCAGCUGCAGCAGCCGUUUCAGCCACAGCAGCAGCCACACCACCACCACCAGCAGCCGCCACUGUCGCCGCCGCCGCCGCCGCCGCAGCAGCAGCAGCAGCAGCAGCAGGGUAAUCAACAGCAUGUCCGCUCCUCGUCUUUUUCCGCAAUCGAUGCCACAAAGCAACAGCAACAGCAGCAGUACCUCUGGGGUCGCUCUGCUUCUACUGACUCUACGGAAGCCAGGGCCGCCACCGCUCUUCGUGAGAAAUCUUCUAUUGAUGGCGCAGCAGCCACUGUACGAAGCCCUGGGGCUGCCAGUAACGGGACUGCUCAUAAAGGGUCUGGUGGUGCCCUAGGAACCAUGCCUGCUGCGGCUGCAGCAGGUUCUGGCAGAGGAAGGAGCAGCAGAGGCACCAUUUCUAGCCCCUCCAAACCCCUUAAAUCAGGUUUGGGACCUGGUAGGUCUGGAUCAGGCUUGGCAGCAGGUCCGAGAACAGGCCCGGGAGCAGGUUCGGCAACAGGCUCGGAUGGUCAAGGAAGGAUAGGAAGGGCUGGGAGCUUUGAGUCGCUUAGGUGCAACAGCGCUGGAAUGCUGUCACCAGUAGGCUCGGUUAGGAAUUCGUCUGAUAGUGAGUCUCCUGCUGGGACUCCCCCUGCCAAGGUUGGAAGCAAGGGAGGCGAUGCCAGAGCUACAAGCAGUAGUAGUAUGGGUAGAGUGGACUCUGGGUCGGCUCUUGUGGGUGGUGGUGGUGGGAUGGCUAGUACGGGGAAUAAGAUGGGUUCUGCUGGUGGGGGUGGUGCUGGGGCAGUGAGUGGGGAUGGAAGGUUGACGUACUCGCGGUGUGUGGUGGUGAAUGGGGAGCCAAUCAGUGAUGGCCAUGUGGCAGCUGCGGAGGAACGCGCGGGGCCGAUCCAGCCUGGCAACUACUGGUAA
Molecule: messenger RNA, 1563 nt
Organism: Closterium sp. Naga37s-1
Lineage: Eukaryota; Viridiplantae; Streptophyta; Zygnematophyceae; Desmidiales; Closteriaceae
Source: the annotation of a GenBank genome assembly